Molecule: messenger RNA, 1017 nt
Organism: Nylanderia fulva
Lineage: Eukaryota; Metazoa; Arthropoda; Insecta; Hymenoptera; Formicidae
Source: RefSeq, a predicted model, not a curated record
AUGGUGGUGACACGGGACGAGGAAACGAGCGUCCCGCUGACGGAGCCGGAGGCACGAGUGCUGGAGCAGCCGCGACUCCACGGGAUGCCGAUAAGUCUGCCCGGGAUGCAACCGGCGAGAUUUGAGCAGCCGCCAGGGUAUUUUUUACCCGCCCCUGAGGUGAGCCGCGUGGGCAUGCGAAUGCCAGAGUUCACGCCGUCGGACCCUGAGCUCUGGUUCAGUAUCGUCGACCGGAGUUUCCAAGCCGCCGGAAUCACGGUCGACGCAACGAAAUUCGGGUACGCGCUGACGGCCAUCGGACCGCGCUAUACGGUCGAGGUGCGCGACGUCAUCAUGAAUCCGCCCGCGGAACGCGCGUAUGAGACAUUGAAAUCAGAGCUGAUCAAACGGCUCAGCUUGUCGCAGGAGCACAAAACCCGAAGACUCCUGGAGCACGAAGAGAUCGGGGAUCGCAAGCCGUCGCAGUUCUUGCGGCACCUGCGCGGCCUCGCCGGAAGUGUCGUGGGCGACCAGGUCCUGCGAACGAUCUGGCUAAGUCGGCUGCCGGCGUAUAUUCAGCCGCAUUUAGUGACGCGAACGGGAGACACGCCAGAACAAUUGGCGGACAUCGCGGACGCGAUAAUCGAGGCAACCCGGGCGCCGAUAUUCCAAGUGGCGGAAGCGACGAGAGCCGUGGCGCCUCAGGGGCAGAACGCAAGUGAUCCCGCGUCUCUGGAGGCGAGAUUCGAGGUGCGGCUGGCGCAGAUGCGGCUGACGAUGCAGCAGGAGAUCGCGGAGCAGAUGGCGGCGAUUCGGCACUCAAUUGAGGCGAUCGGCGGUGCGCGCUACCGAGGAAGUCGCGAUGACGACCGACGUCGUCCGCGUUCGCGUUCGCGUUCGCGCCCGCGCGCGCGAUCGGGAGGUCGCGAUCCGCCGGCCAGUGGAAUGUGCUGGUAUCACUGGCAAUUCGGGGCGGACGCCAGACAGUGCAGGGCACCCUGCUCGAUGCAGCAGGGAAACGCAGGGGCCGGUCGCUAG